AUGCAGUGGCAACCACAGGAAGAGCCGCUACGGCAGCUUGUCGGAUAUCUGGUGGACAGUAUUGGGGCAGAUGCCGAAAGAAGAAAAAGAGCUGGAGAGAUGCUCCAACAAGCUAAGAGGUCACCGGACAUCUGCAACUAUCUGUGCUACAUUCUCAUCAACCCCAACCCGCCUCAAAAUGACCAACCAUCAGAGUACAUCGGUGCCCGAUCGGCGGGAGGCAUAUUCCUCAAGAACCAUCUAAAAGACGCUUGGGUUCACAUGUCGCCAGACGCUCAGGGCUAUGUCAAGCAAUCAACCGUUCAAGGACUUGGGGACCAGACUCCCCAAAUCAGAUCCCUAACUGGUUCGCUCAUAGCUGAGAUUCUUCGAAGCGCUGGGCUCCUCCAAUGGCCGGAGAUUCUAGCCACCUUAAUAGGGUUGAUUGACGGGAAAGAUGUCCCAAUGCCGGCCCGAGAGGGUGCCAUGAGCUGUCUUCACAAGAUCUGUGAAGAUGAUAGGAAAACCCUCGAUACUAAUUAUAACGGGGAACGCCCUCUCAGCUUCCUUAUCCCUAAGCUACUCACAUACGCAUCUGCCGGGUCUGACAAAAUCCGAGCACUUGCACUCGCAUCAAUCAACAUUUUCAUUCCUGGCAAGCCACAGGCCAUUGUCGAGAACAUUGAUGACCUUCUUACUGUGCUUACCCAGCUCGCCCAAGAUCCAUCUGACGAUGUUCGAAAGGCUGUCUGUCGCUCGUUGGUUCAGAUUGUCGAUAUUCGACCGGAUAAGAUAAGACCGAAUCUCGGUGGCAUCAUUGACUAUAUGGUUGCUCAACAGAACCGCAGAGACGACGAAGACCUUGCCUUAGAAGCCGCCGAAUUUUGGCUUACCCUUGGAGAACAUGACGUUCUCCAAAAUGAUAUCGGACCUUACCUACCCAAAAUCAUCCCCACCUUACUCUCUAGUAUGGUUUAUAGCGAAGAAGACAUGUUGAUGCUUAGUGGUCAGGGCGAUGAUGAUGAACUUGAGGACAAGGCCGAGGACCUUCAACCAGUUUUUGCCAAAAGCAAGGCCCGAACCAUCAAUGGUGAAAUACCAGAGGGUUCUGAGAGCCGCGCCAACCAGAAUAAAAUGGGAGAUGAUGAUGAUGACUUGAGUGAGGGCGAGAUCGAAGACGAUGAUUUCCUUGGGGGUGGCAACCCCGAAGAGAAAUGGAAUCUGCGUAAGUGCUCGGCUGCCGCUCUCGAUGUUCUCGCCAAUGUCUACCACGACACCAUCUUCCAAAUCAUCCUCCCAUAUCUUCAAAAGAAUCUCGAGCAUCCUCAAUGGCAAUUCCGGGAAGCAGCCGUGUUAUCAUUAGGUGCUGUAGCAGAUGGCUGUUGGGAUACUGUCACUCCACAUCUUCCUAAGUUGAUCCCAUUCCUAAUCGGCCUUCUCAACGACUCGGAGCCACUUGUUCGUCAAAUCACUUGUUGGACUCUCGGGAGGUACUCGAAAUGGGCAGCUUCGCCAACAGAUCCUAUGAUCCGCCAAAGGUACUUUGUGCCAAUGAUGGACGGUCUUUUGAAGAAAAUGCUUGACAGGAACAAGCGUGUACAAGAAGCAGGAGCAUCCGCAUUUGCUUUCCUAGAAGAGCAAGCUCAAAAGGAGUUGGCACCAUAUCUAGAGCCCAUUCUCAGAGUCUUCAUGAUUGCUUUCGGGAAGUACAAAGACAGAAAUAUGUACAUUCUCUAUGACUGUAUCCAGACACUUGCCGAACACGUCGGUCAUGCAAUUGCAGAGCGUCCAGCUGUGGAUAUGCUUAUGCCGACCCUGAUCGAGAGGUAUCACAAAGUCCAGGACGACCAACGGGAGCUGUUCCCAUUACUCGAGUGUCUUAGUUUUGUCGCUCAAGCGAUGGGCCCUGAGUUCCAGCCUUAUUCUCAGCACAUCUUCUUCCGUUGCCUCCACCUCAUUCAUCGAAAUCUGGAACAAGGAGUCCAAUAUCUUCAAAAUCCGGAUUUGGAAGAACCUAACAAGGAUUAUUUGAUUACUUCUCUUGACCUUCUUAGCGCUAUUAUUCAAGCUCUUCAUUCUCAAUCGCUAACCCUCGUUCAUGCCGCGAAGCCGAGUUUCUUCCAAAUGCUUACUCUUUGCCUCAGCGAUUCAAAUAAUGAGGUGAAGCAGUCAGCAUACGCACUUUUAGGAGACUGUUCAAUCUACGUGUUUAGCGAGCUAGACCCGGUCCUCCCUCAGGUCAUGGGCCUUCUGAUUGAAGAGCUUGAUCUCUCUAAAAUCGAUGUAGACGAUGAACCCGACACCGCCUAUAGCGUAAUAAAUAACGCUUGUUGGUCUUGCGGCGAGAUCUCUCUACAAAAGGCCCGACAGGGCGGAGCCGGAAUGGCGCCGUAUGUGGAUCGACUCUUUACUAGGCUCCUUGCAGUCGUCCAGACUCCCGACAUUCCUGCCAGUCUCACGGAAAACGCGGCAAUUGCUCUUGGUCGACUUGGACUCGGAUGCCACGACGAGCUAGCCCCGCAUCUUGCCACCUUCGCUGAACCUUUCCUUCAUACAUUGGCAAGAGUUCAGGAAACCGAUGAGAAGGAUACUGCCUUUUGUGGGCUUGCAAUGAUCACUAUUACCAACCCACAAGCUCUUGAGGAUUGUGUGGAUGUACUCUUCGGGUCUAUCGCUAAAUACGUUAAUGCCUCUAAGCAGUUACACAUGCUAUUCCAACAAGUUAUCGAUAAGUACAAAGAAAUCAUUGCGGACUGGCAAAGUUUUUUCACCAAACUACCCCUCAAAACACAGGAGAAGCUCCGCGCAACAUACGUGGUUUAG
Messenger RNA from Orbilia oligospora ATCC 24927, 2802 nucleotides. RefSeq lists its product as uncharacterized. Gene Ontology annotation, biological process: protein import into nucleus. The record is from RefSeq and is a predicted model, not a curated record. Gene Ontology annotation, molecular function: nuclear import signal receptor activity; small GTPase binding. Bases 1 to 2802 code for a protein of 933 amino acids. Lineage: Eukaryota; Fungi; Ascomycota; Orbiliomycetes; Orbiliales; Orbiliaceae. The transcript has 4 exons. Gene Ontology annotation, cellular component: cytoplasm; nucleus.